AUGGAGACAUUGGAAAAUCUGCUUUUUGAAGCAGCAGCUGAAGGAAACGUGAAUUCUUUGAAGACGCUGCUUCAAGAAGAUCCAAUAAUUCUUGAUAGAGUUAUAGUUAAUAGUUACUCUGAUACUCCUUUGCACGUAGCAGCAAUAUUGGGACAUAUCGAUUUUGUGAAGGAAAUCUUAAGACGAAGACCUGAAUUUGCACGAGAAUUGAAUUUAUGUCAAUCACCGCCUCUCCAUUUGACAUCCGCUAAAGGUCAUAUAGAGGUAGUUAGAGUGCUGUUAUCUGCUAAUCCUCUAAUGUGCCUAGCUCGUGAUAGAAAUGGUCUGACGCCUCUCCAUCUGGCAGCCAUCAAAGGCCGGAUUGAAGUCGUGAAAGAGUUGGUUCGUGCAAAACCUGAUGCAGCUCUAGUGAUCGUGGGUCAAGGGCAGACUAUUCUACAUUUGUGGGUGAAUUACUAUCAGAUUGAGGCCUUAAAGCUCUUAGUGAAUAAUAUUAGAGAUCAAGAUUUCACAAAUUGUAAAGAUAGUGUUGGAAAUACUAUUUUACACUUGGCAUUAGCUGACAAACAAGUUGAGACAGUUAAAUUUUUGCUUAUGGAUUUUGCAACGGAAGUUAACUCUCAGAAUCUCUGUGGGAUGACUGCAAUCGAUGUUCUGAUCCGUAGUCGGAUUGAUGUGAGGGAUGAAUUGAAGAAACUGUGA
Messenger RNA from Olea europaea var. sylvestris, 702 nucleotides. RefSeq names its product ankyrin repeat-containing protein BDA1-like. NCBI's taxonomy places the organism in Eukaryota, Viridiplantae, Streptophyta, Magnoliopsida, Lamiales, Oleaceae. The transcript has 2 exons. The record is from RefSeq and is a predicted model, not a curated record. Bases 1 to 702 code for a protein of 233 amino acids. Gene Ontology annotation, molecular function: protein binding.